Molecule: messenger RNA, 4193 nt
Organism: Numida meleagris (helmeted guineafowl)
Lineage: Eukaryota; Metazoa; Chordata; Aves; Galliformes; Numididae
Gene: PANX1
Product: pannexin 1
Exons: 5
Coding region: 594-1721 (375 amino acids)
Biological process (GO): monoatomic cation transport; positive regulation of interleukin-1 production
Molecular function (GO): channel activity
Source: RefSeq, a predicted model, not a curated record
CCAUUCUAUGAAUAAAGAAUUUCUUCCUAACUUCUAACCUAGAUCUCCCCUCUUUUAGUUUAAAGCUAUUUUCCUUCCCUAUGCAAAGCCCCAACCUGUGGCUGAAUUGCAGAGUUUGGUGAAAGUUUCCUUUCUUUUGAAUGAGAGAAGCUCUCAUUUCCACUAACCAAAUGUUUGGUUCCUGGUGCAUGGCAUGUACAGUGCCUUUCAGUAUGAAUAUGAUUCAAAUUGAAUCUGUGACUACAGCCGAUUCACAAAGCACAAAUUAAUGUGCAUGCUGCAUCUUGCACACCGGGGGUACACUAUGUGCUGUUUUUUCACUUGUGAUCUUGGGAACCUGUCAGAAGAAAACCUGGAGUUUAAAAGCCAGCUCCUGUAUUUCAAAAAGAAAAAAAUCAACCGUGUGCUGGCGGGCCCUAGUGUAAACAAAGCUACCCACGUGGUUCCCAUACAGAAAGUGAUAGUGGCUCAGCGUGCUGCUUGUGUCCCAUGCUGUGCAGACUGCUGGGCAGGAGCUCUUCUUUUUAAGGUGCUUUGAGGGAUGCAGGAGGUCUUGGUGCUUCCGUGGGCACUGGUAUGGAGCCAGUGAUGAAAUGGAAAGUGCUCAGAUAAGCUGCUUUGCCCCCAGCUCCUUCUCCUGGCGCCAGGCUGCCUACGUGGAUUCCUACUGCUGGGCAGCGGUGCAGCAAAAGCAGCCAGCCUACAACAACCUGGAGAACAUUCCCCUCUGGCUCCAUAAAUUCUUCCCGUACAUCCUUCUGCUCGUGGCCAUCCUGCUGUACCUACCUUGUCUGUUCUGGCGCUUCACAGCAGCGCCUCACCUCUCUUCAGACCUGAAAUUUAUCAUGGAAGAACUUGACAAAGCCUAUAACAGAGCAAUCAAAGCUGCUAAUAGCAUCCGUAGCGGAGACCCCAGGGAUCCUGCUGACUUUGUUCCGGCUGCUAAUGAAAACCUGACACAGAGCUUGUGGGAAAUCUCCGAAAGCCACUUUAAGUACCCAAUUGUGGAGCAGUACUUGAAGACAAAGAAGAAUUCCAAAUGCUUAAUAAUCAAAUACAUUUUCUGCCGUUUACUCACUCUCGUGAUUAUUUUCAUUGCGUGCCUCUAUCUGGGCUACUACAUCAGCCUCUCCUCUCUGAGCGAUGAGUUUCUCUGCACCAUCAAAACAGGAAUCUUGAAGAAUGACACAACUGUUCCAGAAGUGGUCCAGUGUAAGCUGAUUGCUGUUGGUGUCUUCAAGGUGCUCAGCUACAUUAACCUGAUAGUCUAUCUCCUAGUGAUGCCGCUGGUGGUGUACGCAAUGUUUGUUCCCUUCCGAUGGAAUUCGGGUAUUCUCAAAGUCUAUGAAAUCCUGCCGACUUUCGAUGUUCUGAAGCUGAAGUCCAAGAGUUUAGAUGACUUAAGCCUUUACCUCCUCUUUCUUGAGGAAAACGUGAGUGAACUGAAAUCAUACAAAUGCCUCAAAGUGCUGGAGAACAUUGCGGUUUCCGAGAAGUUUGAUGUCAUGCAACUUUUGAUAAACCUUGGUACAAUUAAGACAGAUACUGUUGAUGGGAAGCCAGGGACGGCUGUGCCGGGGAAGCCAGGGGAAACAACUGUAGAAGAGCUGGAAAAAGAUGCAACAGAGCUGCAAGUUUUGGCAGACAGUGAUGCAAGUGGCCACGUGAGCUCGAAAGAAGAUAAAAAGCUUCGCCAAAGACUUAUUGACUCCUCAUGCUGAUGCCUUCCAGCCACGGCAAGCAGGAGCUUGGUGCUGCUGCAAGAGGACUCUCCUCUGCCUUCACUGUACUGAACACAAGGUGCUGCUCUGCUCUUCAAGUGCAACUGUCCCGAGAGCCUGACAGCUCCUCAGAGGACAGAUCAGUUUACAGAUUGCUUGUUGAAUAACAGGCAUCAGUCACAUACAUUAUUUCUUAAAAAAAAAAAAAAAAACAAGAAAAAAAAAAACACAAACAAGAACCAAGAAGAAUGGAAAAAAAAAUCCCUAUUGUGUGUAACAAGUGAAACGCACUCAAUGCACAUGAAGCCAGCAUCAGGAAAGAGCACUAUUCUGUGCAGGGGUGGGAAACAUAGCCCUGCAUAUAUUGAAAGGAGAUGGCCACGCUGUGUUCUGACAUGUUGCUCCGUUGGGUUUGGCCAUCUCAUUGAGGCAUGUGGGGGCUUUCUGCCCUAUUGAGGGGUUGGUUUGUUGAAUCUGGUUAAUGUGUGUACCAGGUGGUGGCUGGCCACUGGGCUUGGCUGUUUCUUCCCUGGAAAAAUAGGGGUUGCUGUGUUCAGCCCAAGAUGUCUUGAGUCAUCUCAACAGUGAAGUGUGGGAUUACUCACUUGGCAUUGACAGAAAAAGAAUCUGCAAUUGUAGUGUAAGGGGGUACUGCAGAUUUUAGGGAUUUUGAUUUUUCUAUGUAUUCAUAAAAUAAUGUCUUAACAGUUUUUAUACAAACUGUAAUGAUACAUAAGCUAAAUGCUGGGCUCUUUUCUGUUGUCAGUUGUUUUGGCCUUAGGGACUAACCUAUCCUUCAGGGAGUUUGGACUGAAGAUCAGAGAAGCUGGCUCCAUUUUGUAAUGAUCUGUAGAAAUCCUUUUUUAGCUUUGUAUGUUUGGGACGUGUUUCAAUGUGUUUGUGGUAUCAGAUGCAAUAUUAUCUGUGUUGUUUUCCAAAACCCACCUGGGAAGAUGCUCUUAUUGUACUGGAGUGGCACCUGAGUGCCUCAGCAGAGCUAAGCACCCCAUGGCCAACGUGACAGAGAUGUGAAUACAAAGAAAGGUUGUUCUCCCCUCAUGUCCUGUGACUGAAUUUGUAUUAAAGAUAAGAAGCUGAAGUGGUCUGGGCAAAAGAAAGCGGAGUGUUUGUAAAUUGGAAGAGUGUCCCAACUUGUUAUUGUAUGGUUUGGAGAACGUAGCAUUCAGCUUUCAUGUCAUCCUGCUCUACCCAAGUCCUCUACUUUCGGUUAACAUAAAUAUGAACUUUGUCUUGAAUUUUGCACAUGGGAUUAGGUGGGUGGGGCAUAAUGGUCAUGGCGACAAUGUCUUUCUUUCAGAGAUGCUAUAUGCACACAUUGUCUGUGUUAUUGUAAUUGAAGUCUCUUGUCUGUCACCUCUUCCAGGUUGUCCUUUUAAAGCCUGUUAUGGCUAGGUAAGCCUCCCAUUUUCCAGUUCAUGUCUUUUGUUCUUGCCUGAUCGCAUUCUCCAUGCUGAGAAUGAGGAAUAAAAGAAGAAUCAGUGUUACAGCCUUUGCACACUCAACUGUUUGUGUGUUGCAGCAGAUUUCAAAGAGAUAAUGCACCUGCUUGAAUAGGAUGCUAUUGCUAGACAAGUGGAUCCCAAGUGCUGCUGUAAGACGCAUUGUGCUGGUUUUACAAAAACACAUUGGUUAUUGUACGAUUUCCAGCUAAGAGGAACCUUAUUUGAAAGAAAGUCUUGAAGUCAUAAUACUGUGCUACCUCCGUAGCACAGCUGCAAUCCUAAUGUGUGUAGCAUUACUGGCAAGAAACAGGGUGUAUGUUGGGUAUGGUCUGAGCUGCUGCAUACUUCUCCCAGCAAACCCACAACCACUCUGACCUUUUCUAGACUGUCUGGGGCUGUGCUGCUGCCUGUUAUGUGUGGGUAAUGCAGAUGCACCACUCUACAGCAGUGUGGUGUGUUGCUUGGAUGCAUAACCUGACAUGGAUUGGCACAACCAGGUCCCACCACAUAAAUAAUAUUCUUAAGGGCUAUCUCAUGGCCAGCUUCCAUAAGGCUCCCUGGCAUGUCUGAACUCUGCCAAGACUGCGUUUCAGAGGGAGAAGCAUGCAAAUACUCUUGAAGGACUAAGACGAGUUCAUAGCGUGGCCACGAGCAGCUGAUCCCAGUGCAGAUGCUCCUGUGCUGCUGUCAUUCAGAUAAACUUCUUUGGUUGUCUACCCCUUGUGCUUUGCAUGUUUUCAGAGGAGCAGUAGUGCAAUACUAAGGUUUAGUGAUGUGGGUGUGUUUGAACUGUUUGGUAUAAGUAAUGAGCUCUUAGUCUUUAAAACAUGAAGCUCCUGAAGGUAAUACAUUCAUGUUUCAUGUUGGUAAAUGGUACCUUUUACUAAUCCUCCUUUUUGUGUUUAAUAAUAUGACUUGCUGCAGUGAGUCUCUUGUUGUCUUCCAAGGUUUUCAAUAAAGCAUGUAUCCAUUUUUGGUUAUUUAAAUAAAAUUAAUUUUGUGGACUACA